AUGAAUAAUGGAGACAACAAAUCGAUAUUAGAAAACUCAAAUAAUUCGUUACUAGCUAAUGAAGAUUGUGCAACUCCCACAACACUAGAAGGGUUAAAAAGGAAUGCCGACCCUAGAAUUGCUGCAAUUUCAGGUGCUUUAUCUGGUGCACUCUCUGCAAUGUUAGUAUGUCCUUUUGAUGUUGCAAAAACAAGGUUACAAGCACAGGGUCUCCAAAAUAUGAGCCAUCAGAGUCAACAUUAUACGGGUUUCUUUGGCACAUUUGCAACUAUUUUCAAAGAUGAAGGUGCCGCUGGGCUUUAUAAAGGUCUGCAACCAACGGUUUUAGGUUACAUUCCUACCUUGAUGAUUUACUUUUCCGUCUAUGACUUCUGUAGAAAAUAUUCGGUCGAUAUUUUCCCACAUAGUCUAUUUCUUUCGAAUGCCUCCUCUGCAAUUACUGCAGGUGCCAUCUCUACGAUUGCAACAAAUCCGAUUUGGGUAGUAAAAACAAGACUUAUGCUACAAACAGGCAUUGGUGAAUAUUCCACCCAUUAUAAAGGUACCAUAGAUACAUUUAAGAAGAUAGUUCAACAAGAGGGUAUCAAGGCUCUUUAUGCUGGUUUAGUACCAGCUCUUUUAGGAAUGCUAAACGUCGCCGUUCAAUUUCCCCUAUAUGAAAAUUUAAAAAUCAGGUUCAAGUAUUCAGAAUCGACUGACCUGUCAACAGAUGUUACAAGCUCAAACUUUCAGAAAUUAAUAUUAGCGUCUAUGUUAUCUAAAAUGGUAGCAUCUACAGUGACCUACCCUCACGAAAUACUUCGAACGCGAAUGCAGUUGAAGUCUGAUCUUCCAAAUACUGUACAACGUCAUCUCCUUCCAUUGAUUAAAAUUACGUAUAAGCAAGAGGGUUUCGCUGGAUUUUAUUCUGGAUUUGCUACUAAUUUAGUAAGGACAGUACCUUCUGCUGUAGUAACAUUGGUGUCGUUUGAAUACUCUAAGAAAUACCUAGCUGCUUUUUUCAGUCAAGUGGAGUAA
Messenger RNA from Saccharomyces mikatae IFO 1815, 1017 nucleotides. It is a transcript of the gene YEA6, whose product is annotated as NAD+ transporter. The transcript has a single exon. The record is from RefSeq and is a predicted model, not a curated record. Bases 1 to 1017 code for a protein of 338 amino acids. Gene Ontology annotation, molecular function: NAD transmembrane transporter activity. NCBI's taxonomy places the organism in Eukaryota, Fungi, Ascomycota, Saccharomycetes, Saccharomycetales, Saccharomycetaceae. Gene Ontology annotation, biological process: NAD transmembrane transport.